This is a messenger RNA of Diachasma alloeum, 5679 nucleotides long. Its product is annotated as lysine-specific demethylase 4A. Gene Ontology annotation, biological process: chromatin remodeling. Lineage: Eukaryota; Metazoa; Arthropoda; Insecta; Hymenoptera; Braconidae. Gene Ontology annotation, molecular function: histone H3K36 demethylase activity; histone H3K9 demethylase activity. Bases 120 to 4781 code for a protein of 1553 amino acids. Gene Ontology annotation, cellular component: nucleus. The transcript is spliced from 6 exons. The record is from RefSeq and is a predicted model, not a curated record.
CGUAGUGUAUAUUCAGUGCGUGUUGUGACUUGUUAAAGUGUGUUGGGAUUGUUUCCCAUGCGUACUUUUCUCAAUUAAAAUGUGAUUAGUGUUUUGACAAAUAAAGAUAAUACGUGACAAUGGUGAGAGAUACGUCAGGGCGCACACCGCGUAUUCAGGUGUUUCGGCCUACUUACGAGGAGUUUAAGAAUUUUCCGAAAUAUGUGGAAUACAUGGAAAGUAAAGGAGCCCACAAAGCUGGUCUUGCAAAAGUCAUACCACCACCAGAAUGGGUUCCACGAAAAAGUGGCUACAACGUCGAGAGCAUGGACCUCACAAUACCUGCUCCAAUAUGUCAAGUUGUCACUGGUAAACAAGGACUUUAUCAACAAAUAAAUAUACAAAAGAAGUCCAUGACGAUUCAGGAGUAUGAAAAGCUUGCCAAUUCUGAACGUUACGCCACUCCUAAACAUUUCGAUUAUGAAGAUUUGGAGCGAAAGUAUUGGAAGAACAUCACAUAUGUUGCACCUAUUUAUGGAGCUGAUGUCUCAGGCUCUCUCACUGAUCCUGAUGUUAAAGAGUGGAACAUUAAUCGUCUGGGGACUAUUCUCGACUACGUGAAUAAAGAUUAUGGGAUUUCCAUCGAUGGUGUUAACACUGCGUAUCUGUACUUUGGCAUGUGGAAAACGACAUUUGCCUGGCACACUGAAGAUAUGGAUUUAUACUCGAUAAAUUAUCUGCAUUUUGGAGCACCUAAAACUUGGUAUGCCAUUCCUCCUGAGCAUGGCCGUAGAAUGGAGAGAUUGGCCAAUGGAUUUUUUCCUGGGAGUUAUCAAAACUGUCAGGCUUUUUUGAGACACAAAAUGUCUCUUAUUUCACCACAGAUAUUGCGUCAAUAUUCGAUACCAUGCAAUAAGAUUACACAAGAGGCUGGAGAAAUUAUGAUAACGUUUCCAUACGGUUAUCAUGCUGGAUUUAAUCAUGGUUUCAAUUGUGCUGAGUCUACGAAUUUUGCUGCUCCACGCUGGGUGGAAUAUGGCAAGAGAGCAACUCAGUGUACCUGCAGUAAAGAUAUGGUGAAAAUAUCGAUGGACACAUUUGUUAAACGAUUUCAGCCUGAGAGAUAUGAUUUGUGGUUGCGAGGAGAGGACGUUGGGCCGCAUCCUGAGGACCCCAGGCAGACAGCAGCCCCUAUGCCAUCUCAAAUGGACCUUAUGUGCAGCAAUAGCAAUGGUGAACUUCCCCAGAGUUAUUUAAAUGCUCCAAAAAAUAAGAGGCACACGAUUCACAAGAAAAAAUCAAUGUCCGGUGUCACUUCCGACAUGAACAUCGAUGAGUUCGUUGAUCGUGCUGACAUCCCCCCUGAAGUAAAAAAGGCAAUUCAAGAUCUGGAUCUGGAGGAGGACCAGCCUGAUGAGCAGCAGCUGGAGGUCCUGGAGGACAUUUGGCUGAAGGCUGGGGAACUCGAGGUGGAGGAUGCACAUAUUUAUGACGACGGUUACAGCCGCAAGAAGAAUCGUAAGAGGAAGAAAAAAGUUAAUUCAACCGACAAGGAGCCCAGACGGAUAAAGACAAAAAAACCUAUGAAAUCAAAUUCGAUAUCCGAGAUUUCCAGCUCAACAGGUUCAUCCAAUUCAGGUACAAAACAAAAUUACUUGAAUAUAAUUGGUAACUCAGUGCCAUGUCUUGUUUUACCUAAAAUGACAAAUUUGGAUAAUUUGACUGGAAUUUUAGAGAGCGAGGCCAUUAAAAGAAAUAAUGCUGUACUGAAGGGAGAGGAGACAUCCGUUUCUGAAUUAUCUGAGGCAUCUAAGAAGAAGAAAAAACACUGUAAACAUGCAGAACGGAAGAAACAUAAAAAACUUCAUGAACAUAAGAAGAAAUUGAAAAAUCUACCAGCAGUUAAUAUGUUCAAUUCAUCUCUGCCUCUGGAUGUAUCAGACGUCGAUGUUCAAAGGAAAUUAAUGGCAAUGCCUAGUCUCUCGUCUCAAAAAACAUUGAGUAAAAAAGAUACCACAAAUACUAACUUCUUAUCUAGCAGUAUUAUGUCUCAAAGCAGUGAAAUUUAUUCAAAUAGUACUUCAGAAAAAUCAUUAGUCAAUAAUGAACAAUUAAACACAUGUGACACUCAAACGAAUACUACAAAUUCAACAUCACAACUUAAUUCAGUAAUAUUCUUGAAACAAGGAACCUCAACAGAAACCGUUGACUCAGGCACAUCACUACUGAUGUCAUCAACAACAUCAGACUCUUCUACUGAAACAAAACCAUUCACAUUCACAACAUCCUUAGUUGGCAGACCAAUGAUGAGUUAUAAAAAUGAUAUUAUAAAAGCUCCUAGGCUAAGUGUUUUGCAAAAACCAGGGGGUAUAAAAAAAGAGAUUAGUUCGUCUGAAUCACACGUCAAGGAGGAUAGGGAGACCCUGAGUGCAGCUGACAGUCUUCUGGUCCUCAAACAAACGCCUUCAAGAUUGCAACCUGACACCAAGACAGGUGUCUCUCCAAGUACAAACAUGAUGUUCCUGCAGAAGCCAAUAUUCCCUCAAGGUGUAUCACGAGACUCCCAGAUGUCCAAUGAGUGGUACGACCAGAUCGAGAAAUUCAAAAUGGUACAUACAUCAAUUAUUCCAGAAACAUCCCAGCCUCUUGUCAGUAUUCUCCAAAGCCCAUCAUCAAAGCCAGCAUUUACUUUUACUCUCAGUACAGCCAGUGUAAAUUCUGACGCGUUGAAUGAUGAAGGGAAGAAUUUCCCUGAAGGGAAUAAACUCAUGCAGAAAAGUUUUUGGCAAAUGCCCAACAAUAACAAUGCACAUUAUCAUUCUACUGAGCCUCCUGCAGAGAUAAAACCCCUUUUGACAUCGACGAUUGCAAGUACAGGCAACGUACACCUUGUUAGCCCACAGAAUGAAAAAAUCGGGGCACCCAAACCAUUCCCAAUUGGACAAAAGUUGUUCGCCCCGGUGAGUCUUGGAACAUCAGUUCUCAAAUUCCCUCGGAAUAUUAACGAAGGAGAAAUUGUCAUACCACAACCCCAGUAUCAUACAAAUUUUCCAAUACAAACUCCAUCAAAACCAACGAAGAGGACUCCAAGGAAGAAAAUACCAACAAAAUUGUCACGCGCUAUUCAAAAUCCAGAGGAGGAUUAUAGGGGAGUAGUUGAGCCUAAAAUGUGUUCUAUUGCCACUCAAGUGGAUAAUUUGACCGCUCUGGAAGAUGAAAUAACAUUUGCAAUACUUCCCGCAAACAACGAACCUCCAGAAAUCAUAUGGAAACAAGAUUUAACGCCUACACAGCCUUUGAUUCCUGUAACAUUACCAAACGAUAACACUGAGGAAACAAUCAAAUCUCCAUCACAAACCUGCAGCCCUCCAGGUAAAUGUCCAACUUUAUCUCCUCCAGAAACAACGCAGGGCAGUAAUACCAGAGGAAAGAAGCCACCAGCAUCGAAAAGAAAGCCAAAGGACAAACCGACUAAACUGAUUUUAACCAACAGUCAAGAGGAGAUGGACUUGCCACCGCCGGUGCUCAGCAUCGAACAAAAUUACCCUAUGGUGAAGCAGGAGCCAAUGAAAACACCACCACCAACAACAGUUUAUCCUGGUCAAAUAUUACCUGGACAUAUUUCAACGAUGUUAUAUCCAAAUAUCCCAGAUUUGGAGACUCAACAGAGUUUCAAUGACUACUGGAGUGCCCAAGCAUCUCACUGUGCAAUAUGCACCGCCUUUGCUGCAACAACUGAUAAAAAUUAUCGUCAGAUGCCUCCAGACUGGAAAUACUGCAAGCCAACAGUGCUACCAGAGAAUUCACCAAUUUGGGUGUCAUCUUCAUUAUUUGCUGCUAAUUCUAAGGAGCAGAGUGUAGAGCCCGAAAAUGAUAAAUUAUUGAGAUGUCGUGAGUGUCACGUUACUGUUCAUGCCUCCUGCUAUGGGAUAACAGUAUUACCCACAGAUUUACCAAAUUGGGCAUGUGAUAAGUGUAAAGCUGGAAUGAUACAAGUCAUGUGUUGCCUAUGUCCAAUGAGAGGAGGAGCUGUCAAGAGAACGAGUGACAGUCGAUGGGCGCAUAUUCUCUGUGCUCUAUUGAUACCGGGAGUGACCUUUAAGGAUCCUGUCAAUAAAGAUCCCAUCAAUGUACUAACGAUAAAAGCCGAUCUUGUGAGACAGAGAUGUUCAUGUUGUGACCAGAGGGAUGGAGUUUGUCUGGGUUGUCACGUUUGUGGAGCUCUGUUUCAUCCCUCUUGCGGCCUUGUUACAGGUGCGACCUUCAUUAUACCUGCGUACAACUCUCAGGAACUUCAGGUUACCUGUUAUGGUCAUGCCAAUCGAAAGGAGAAUAGCCCAUUAGUUAGAAAUGGGGAAAUUGUGUGGGCAAAACACAGAAACAAACGAUAUUAUAAAGCUACGGUGCAAUCAAUAGAUACACAUCUAUUCUACAUGGUCACCUUUGAUGACUCUAGCUUCAGCGAUGACCUCUAUCCUAGAGAUAUCACAAACUAUCAAGCUGGAAGUAUACCCACUGUAGGAGCAGCCGUAAAAGUUAAGUGGACGGAUGGUCAGAUUUAUGAUGGCAUUUUCGAAGGCACAAAUCCUCGCUACAUGUACACUGUGUUGUUUGAAGAUGCAUCACAGUUGGUUGUAAAACGCGAUCAAAUUUAUAGUCUACAGGAGGAUAUGCCAAGAAGAGUGCUCUCGCGUCUGUCUACUGCAACUGAAAUGAAGCAUCGAUAUCAUCUUUAUGGCACUGACAGUGAGUUUGAGAAUCAACGCAAGGAGAAACAGUCGGUGAAAAAGUUUAAAUAUUAACCAAACGACUGAAUUAAGUGAGAUAAUGAAAUGUAUUUAGAUUUUUUUGUAAAUAUAUGUAAUUCAUUAUUUUUUCGUUUCACAGAAAAUUCGAUUUAUCUUUAUGUAAAUGGUGAUGAUUCAUUUAAGGAUGUAUUAUCUAAAUGAGAGGCAGAUACUAUUGGUCUUUGACUGAAUUUUACAAUUGACUAAACUUUUAUCAUUGCAAAAGAACAGGAAUUUGUCGUUGAAUCAAUGUGACGUUGGUGUGCAAGUCUUUUAUACGUUUGAUCAUUCACAAUAAUUGAAUUAUCAAAUAAGUCCACGGAAGCUUCAGUUUUCGAUUUUUAUACGUUGCACAAUCUAUCGGCUGAAAACUGUUGUCUGCAGAUUAGCAGGAUAAGAAUUGAAAAGAAGCGAGUGAAAAGAUAGAGAUAAUCUAUGAUUUAUAAAUCAACUACUACAUGUAUUAUAAACAUUAUCGUGUGAAUAUUGUAAUUAGUCCUGGAACUUUAAGAAUCUGACUUAAAUGGGAAACAGAGUGUACCCUCAUUAUCUGAAAAUAAAACCUCGAGUAUUCGAGUGUAGUUUGUUUAAUAAUUGAUAAAAAUACAGUUGAUAUUAUAGAGAUACUUGUAAAAAAUCAUAUGUAAGAAAAGAGUAAAAUGAUACAACUGGACAUAGAGUGGUCCACAGAGUAAUUGUGCAAAUUGAUCCAUGAAUUGAACAAUUGUUCAGUGAACAUUUCAAAUAAGGUGAUUAAAAUUUUAAUUGAUAAAUGCUUAUUGCAAUAAAGUAGACAUGCUAAUUGUUGUAUGUAACAAUAAAGAAAGAUUUAUGAACGAUUAAACAAGGAUAAAAUCAUGAAAUGUACAAUAUGUGGUAUGACAAAAUACAUUUAUUCACUUGUAAGUACAUA